AACUAUUAAAAAUGUCUCUGCUUCUAGGAGGAGCUCACAGGAUUUUUCCUGGAGAAAAUGUCAGUUUUAACCAUGGAAGCCCAGUGUGUUGAUGUCAGAGGGAGCUUUUUUAAGCUGAUUGACACAAUUGCAUCAGAAAUCGGAGAACUGAAACAAGAAAUGGUCCAGACAGAACUGGUGCUAGAAGAUGGAUCCACCGGUAUACAAAGCCUGGAGAAAGACAUGAGCGAUCUGUGUCCGGAUCAAAAAAGUUUAAAAAGCUUCCUGCGGGAUUCUGGAUACGACAGCCUCCCCAAUAAGCUCAGCAUACUCGACAAACUUCUUCAUACGCAUCCAGUUUGGUUGCAGCUGGGCUUGAGCGACACUGAAGCAGUGGAAGUGUUGCAGACCCAGCCUCCAGGAACCUUCCUUGUUAGGAAGUCCUCAAGAAUGCAGAAAAAGGUCUUAUCUCUACGUUUGCCAACAGCUGAGUUUGGUUCGUGUCUCAAGGAAUUUGCAAUAAAAGAGAGCACAUAUACUUUUUCCUUGGAAGGAUCCGGAAUAAGUUUUGCUGAUUUGUUCAGGCUCAUUGCUUUCUACUGUAUUAGCAGGGACGUCUUGCCGUUCACUUUGAAGCUUCCCUGCGCAAUCGCUGCAGCGACGACAGAGGCUGAGCUGGAAGAGGUGGCCCAGCAGGGACUGGGUUUUUGGAGCUCUCCGGCUAAUGACAGACUGCAAAACCCGUCGCCCCUCCAGCAGCCCUUUCCUCCUGACUGCAUUUCCAGAGGCUCUCAGCAGCUCUGCCUCAUAAAUGGAGUUCAUUCUAUAAGGACCAGGACGCCUUCAGAGCUGGAAUGCAGCCAGACCAAUGGAGCCUUGUGCUUUAUUAAUCCUCUCUUCUUGAAAGUACACAGCCAAGAUGUCAGUGGAAAUCUGAAAAGGCCCUAUCUGAGAACGCAAGAGGGGAAUGGCUCGGAGAGGUCUCGGUCCCCUCCACCCAGGCCUCCCCCACCUUCUAUUCAUAGCCUCCUCACGAGCCCUCAGCUGUCCAGGACUGUAAACCAGGCGAGCUUGCCAGAAAGCAAUGCUCACAACAAACACUGGAACUUGGAUCUGCUGCAGAGGAGGCCGACCCCUAUUCCACCACCUCGUCUGAAGAAGAAGGCACUCUCUUUAGAAGCAGAGAACGGGGCAAACAGUGGGUUGGAAGGAGCUCAGCCAAGCUGUCUCACAGUACACGGGCCAGAAACUGCGAGCGUUCCAGGUGGAGCUCUGCCUCAGCAUAAUUUAGCAGGCAGCCGAAAGAGCUUGGUUGCAGGUUCUGAGUCACAAGUUCAGUGCAAUGGAGGGAGGCAGCGACUGAGCGACAUGAGUCUUUCCACCUCCUCCUCUGACUCGCUAGAGUUUGACCGGAGUAUGCCGCUCUUCACCUACGAUGGGGACACCAACAGCAGCUUGGAAGAGUACGAAGGGGAGAGCGACCAGGAGAGCAUGGCACCUCCCUUGAAACCCAAGAAGAAAAGGAGCAGUUCCUUUGUGCUCCCCAAAAUUGUGAAGUCCCAGCUGCGGAAAGUGAGCAGCGUUUUCAGCUCCUUCAUGACCCCAGAAAAGAGGAUGAUCAAGAGGAUAGCGGAGAUGUCUCGAGACAAGCGCACCUAUUUUGGGUGUCUGGUGCAGGACUACGUGAGCUUUUUGCAAGAGAACAAAGAAUGCCACGUUUCCAGCACAGACAUGCUGCAGACAAUCCGGCAGUUUAUGACUCAAGUCAAAAGCUACUUGUCCCAGAGCUCUGAGUUGGACCCUCCCAUCGAAUCCCUGAUUCCAGAAGACCAAAUAGAUGUGGUGCUGGAGAAGGCCAUGCACAAGAGCAUCUUGAAGCCCCUCAAAGGCCACAUUGAGGCCAUGCUGAAAGAGUUCCACAUGGCUGACGGCUCUUGGAAGCAGCUGAAAGAGAACCUUCAGUUGGUCCGGCAGAGGAAUCCCCAAGAGCUGGGAGUAUUCGUCCCCACACCAGACUUUGUGGAUGUUGAGAAAAUUAAAGUCAAGUUCAUGACCAUGCAGAAAAUGUACUCGCCGGAGAAGAAAGUGAUGCUGUUACUGAGAGUCUGCAAACUAAUAACUGUGAUGGAGAACAAUUCAGGGAGAAUGUACGGAGCGGAUGACUUCUUGCCGGUGCUGACCUAUGUUGUGGCCCAGUGCGACAUGCUGGAGUUGGAUGCUGAAAUAGAGUACAUGAUGGAGCUGCUUGACCCGUCCUUGCUGCAUGGAGAAGGGGGAUACUACUUGACAAGUGCUUACGGAGCCCUUUCUUUAAUUAAGAACUUCCAAGAAGAACAAGCAGCCCGACUGUUGUGUUCAGAAGCCCGAAAUACCCUCCGGCAGUGGCACAAGCGGAGGACAACAAACAGAACAAUCCCGUCUGUUGAUGACUUUCAGAACUAUCUUCGAGUUGCAUUCCAGGAAGUUAGCAGCGGCUGCACAGGGAAAACGUUGCUCGUGAGACCAUAUAUUACGACAGAAGAUGUGUGCCGGCUCUGUGCCGAGAAGUUCAGAGUGGACAAUCCCGACGACUACAGCCUCUUUCUUUUCAUUGAUGACACCUGGCAGCAACUGACAGAGGACACCUACCCACAAAAGAUCAAAGCUGAACUGCACAGUCGGCCACAGCCCCAAGUCUUCCAUUUUGUCUAUAAGCGCAUCAACAGCGACCCAUAUGGGGCUGUUUUUCAGAACGACAACAGCAACCAUGUGUCAUAAAGCUGGUGACUUUUUUUUUUGUUAAGUGGCUGGAGACAUCUUUUUGCUUCACAACUAAGUUCUUGUCAGUGAAGACGUCUGCAGGACUCUAAAUAGAAGCAACUCUCUGUGACUGUAAACGACAUGGGUAAAGCAGGCAGACCGAUGGCUCUAGUAAAUAGAAGUAAACAGAAGCCACUCUCCAUGAUUGUAAACAGCAUACAUAAAGCAGGCAGACUGGUGGCGCCACAGUGCACGAUGCACAGAGCUCCACUUCCUACAUCACAGACCUUUUCAAAUAUCCUGCACUAAGUCUGUUUGCAGGUCUGUACUGCGUUUUAUUCUCAUCCUCAGCCCAAGCACAAUUUUUCAAUUAAAUGUAUUGAUAGGCCAGACCUUUUGUUACGCUAACUGGUUUGCCUUGAGUUUCAGCACUGUACAUACGAGGACUGUCCGAUGCAGGGCAUCUGUGAACUCUCUAUGGAUAGUCGUGGCCUUCUCUAAAAUAGUUUUUUUUUUUAAGUAUUAUUUUCCUGGAGGCGACUUGUCUUUAUGUAUUUCGCAUAAAUUUUAUCGCAGUUGCCGGUAAACUGUCACGGUUCUUAAAAUAUUUUUUAAACUAUGAAAAUCUAUAAUUAUGCAUGUGAUUUUUUUUUUUUUAAAAACAUUUAAUAUACAAAAUAAAUCUCUUUGCUGGUUUUAGAGUAUUGCGUUGAAAAUUUCGGGGGGUGGGGGGUUUUUUUGUGCCUCUCUCUACCCACUUCCUGGGUUUAUAAAAAUAUCAAACUUGCGUUUUGAAGUGCUGAUUUUGCAAAAGCCGUUUGGCUUUCGGAUGUCAGCUGUCUGAGGCCUUCGGCAAGCCCAACGUGCAAUGUUUAAUGGGCUGUGGUAGUUUAUCAAUUGUAAUCCUGGAUGAACGGUUAGUGGGAGAGGUGAGGUCUGUGAAAGAAAUUAUGUCAUAUAGGGAGGGGGCACAAAGAGCCCAUUUUAGGAUUAAGAUGUAUUGCAGCUAUGCUCACAGUCACAGCUCUGAGGUGGUAGAAAAUGCCAUCAAAUCAUAGCCGACUCACGGUGACCCCACAGGGUUUCCAAGGCAAGAGAUGUCCAGAGGUGUUUUGCCAUCGCCUGUCUCUGCGAAGCCACCUGGAGCUUCCUCAGCGUUUCCCCAUCCGAAUACUAACCAGGAUUGACCCUGCUUAGCUUCUGAGAUCUGACUCCCCUGGGCCAUACACCUCAGGGCAGAGACAGAGGUGGUUUGCCAUGGCCUGUCUCUGUGCAGCAGCCCUGGGCUUCCUUGGUGGUCUCCCAUCUCAGUCCUAACCAGGGCCAAUCCUGCUCCGCUUCUGAGAUCUGCCAAGAUCAUGCUGGCUUGAACCAUCCAGGUCGGGGUCAAAGUGAUGUGGCUGCUCCUUAAUAUGCACGAACAAUCCUUGUACACAGAAUCAGGGUCGAAGGAUGCAAAGAGCUUAGAGGGCUUACCCCUCCGGCUGUAUGCUUGUGUGUAAUGCUGAUGCUUCUUCCUCUUGGACAUUUUUGAGGAGAGAAACCGGGUGGCAAUUUUUCAGUUUAAGGGUACUGUCUUGAAGGUACACCCUAGUCUGCUGGUUCAGGCUUCUCGCAGAACACGGAUGAAGGAGGUCAUGAAGGAAUUUUAAUGUUUGUUAAAUCCUAGGUAUGCAAAUUGAUUUGACAUGUGUUAUCUUAAACAGCGGAAAAUAAAUUUGUGUAUUCAUAAAGCAAGCAACAUGAGAUGCGUUUGGUGGUGGCUUAAAAAAAAAGCGAUGGCUGUUUUGUGAGGCACUGGAAUAUUAAUUGUAAAUUUGUUCUCAUCUAAAGACACAAGAAAACCAAAGGCUUAAGCUUCAGACCUAUGUGCCCUUUCCUAGGGACAGAGCCCACUGCAUUCAGCGAGGCUGACUUCCCGAUAAAUAAGCAUAGGAGGAAAACGCAAUAGGAAACUGUGCAGUUUAGACAGUGCACUUGAUGCAAGAGAACUUUCAGAUGAGAGCCUCCUGAAUUCUGGCCUCUUCGGAAUGCCUUAUAUAUGGUGAUCACUUAGGACCCCAGGUGUGACGUCAAGUGAGGUUUUCUUAAAAACUCAUUCUAUUCAUCCCACCCUCUAGUGCGGGGAUCCCCAACAUGGUGUCUGUGGGCACCUGCUGACACCUUUCCUAACACCUGCAAAGUGGCUUUAGAAAAUGGAUGAGGUCAGGUGGGGCUUUUGAUUGGCCACUGCAGACCUGAUUGGCUUUGCAGGUUUUCGCUGUGUGACUGAAGGGAAGCUGUGUAUAUGUAAGACACUACUUUAAAAUAUCUUCAUUUUAAAAGGCAUCCUGUUAGGCAGAGCUUCUACCUGAAAUAUUGAGCUUUGCUCCCUGACCUUUUGGAGUUGGCUCCACCAUCGUUGGCAGCCAUUUUGUGGCUGCACCCACCAACCUAUGUCAGAAUUCCAAAGGUGUCCACAGGCUUGAGAAAGGUAGGGGACCUCCAGCUCUAGUGUAUAAUUGUGGCAGUCAGCUUGUGCCUAGGAGAAAGAGGAGAAAAUGCAAAAACUUAGCUGGAGUGGGAGGAAUUCUGCUUGUCCGUAGUAUAUCACUGACCCGCUUGAUAAUUGGCCAGUCUGAUUGGUUGAAUAGUACUGCCUUAUUAAAAACUACAAUCAGAUUCACAAACAGCACCAGAAAAUCCAGGUAAUCUUUAAAAAUCCUGGCUCUUAAAUCCUUUGUUGAGACACAGAAUUUUUAAGAACCCUGUCAACCUGGACAGUUCUAUUGUUUUCCAAACCGUAUAAACAGUCUUGUAUGCUGAAUUUUUGGAGGGCUGCACCUUAAUACACUAACAUUACAAGAAGAUGACUCUGGAAGCAAAUUCUGUAUGUAAAGAUAUGUAUGUGUUAUGUUGAUUUGCCACACAUCUGCCAUUGUUUAUGUUGUAUUACAUUUUGUAAAGGAUAAAGAGGUAGUUUUGUAC
Heteronotia binoei (common prickly gecko) is the source of this 5685-nucleotide messenger RNA. It is a transcript of the gene RIN2, whose product is annotated as Ras and Rab interactor 2. Lineage: Eukaryota; Metazoa; Chordata; Lepidosauria; Squamata; Gekkonidae. Gene Ontology annotation, cellular component: cytosol; endocytic vesicle. The record is from RefSeq and is a predicted model, not a curated record. Gene Ontology annotation, molecular function: small GTPase binding; guanyl-nucleotide exchange factor activity. Gene Ontology annotation, biological process: vesicle-mediated transport; signal transduction.